Messenger RNA from Macrosiphum euphorbiae (potato aphid), 1863 nucleotides. NCBI's taxonomy places the organism in Eukaryota, Metazoa, Arthropoda, Insecta, Hemiptera, Aphididae. The record is from the annotation of a GenBank genome assembly.
AUGGUUGAUAGCAAAAAGUUAUGCAAAAAUAAAAACUAUUGCAACCACAAAUCUAUAAAUGGAAUAUUUUUUAUUGUAUAUACGAUGGUAUUGAUGUUUCCAACGCAUAGUAUCGCACUUGAAACGAUGUCUAAUAUAAUCAGGUGCUCAGAUUCGAUGACUUGCACCAAAUGUACACUCACACCAGAAUGUGUAUGGUCUCUUAUGCAACAGGAGUGUGGACACAAGAAUCAAUUUAACUCGUCGAGUUUAAUAAUACCUACAAUAUCGGAAUGUCCGCAGAUUUCGGUAGUUACAUCAUAUCGAUAUAAUGAUUUUAAAACACGCAUUCAUGUGACAAACAAUCUUAAGAUAACUAAUGAUUUGGUAGGUUUCACAUAUUAUCUCCUCAGAACUAAAAUGUAUUAUGUACUUCAAAAUACAAUUGAAAAAGAAGUUAGUAUAUAUGAUAAAACACUAAUAUGGUUUCCAUUACAAAAAGAAAAAGCAACCUUUGAUGUUGAAAUGCCAACGGUUACUUAUUUUAUGUUUAUUAAGUUUAAUAGCAUCAUGCUGCGAUUUGACAAAGUCGAGGAUCACUAUUUUACGUUUUAUAAACACGAGGAAUGUGCAACGAAUGAGGCCAAUAAAUACAAAUCCUGUGCGACAUGCGGAUGGAAUAAAAACGGUAACUCGAACUACUUAAAAUGGUGUUCUUCCGAAAACACAUGUGAAGUUAACAAAAAUUUAUACAUGAAAAACAACGCUACACAUCAGUUAAACGAAAAUGUAGCGUUCGUGACGAAUGAUUGUGCCGAAAUAAAUGUGACGGCGGUCGAUCCACUGUCUGGACCGCAAACCGGUGGAACGACCUUAACAAUCAUAGUUAAGAACCACAGGAUUUUUGCGGAGAACCGAACGUUAAAGGUAACGGUGGCAGGAACAUUAUGCACAAAUCUCAAGACUUCCGGACUCGAGACUAUAACUUGCACUACGUCACAAGUGGUUGGCGCUUUAUCCGGUCCUGUCCUGGUUGAGUACUCGUCGUUGGAAAGCGGACUGAAGAUUGAGUCGUCACAGAUAUUCCACUUUUGUCCCAAUCCCGUAUUGGACGAGGACCAACAACUUGGAGGCGUAGUGUCCGGUGGCACUUCCGUUCCGGUCCGUGGUAGUCAUUUCGUAGAACCUUGCGUUGUAUCUUCUGCCCGACUGUACGUCGACUUGGUUGACGGUGUCAGAAGGUAUGCAGAAAGUUAUUGUGAUCCACCAAUCAACGACACGUACAUGGUCUGCCGAACGCCAAGAGUGAACGGGACUUCCUGGAAUGGGAAUUCGUCGGUUGUGGGACGUCUACUGAACUUUGGACUGGAAAUAACAUUUCUUAAGGAAGACUUAUCCUUUAAUCAUUCGCUGCCAAUCGCGGUUCGCAGCUCAUCGCCUAGAUUUUACGUGCACCCCGAUCCGGUUUUUUUAGACUUCGAAAUAGACGUAAGCGGUUCAGUAGUCGUCAAUGGCCUCAACUUGGAAAAUUUCCAGCCCGAAGACAUCGUUAUACAAUCCGCGGAUUCGCCAUCCUCACUUUGUGAAGUUGUGACUGUGACACGACACAGUUGGGUGUGUGAGCCGACCAUGUCCGUCAAUGGAUCGCAAGUGGUUUCUGUCACAUUAGCCAAUUCUUCUGUGUUCACUGUGAUCAGGAGAACGUCACAUCACCCUGACGACCCAUAUAUACCUCUUGGCUGGUUUCUCGUGAUCAUAUUCACGGUGCUGGCCUUUUUCUGCGCCUUCGCUUUUUUCCUAACAAGGAAAUAUCGCUAUGCGACCAAAAAUAUUUGUAAACCACCGAAGGCAUACAUAAGAUCGCGGUCAUACACUACGAUGUAA